Messenger RNA from Ostertagia ostertagi, 420 nucleotides. The record is from the annotation of a GenBank genome assembly. NCBI's taxonomy places the organism in Eukaryota, Metazoa, Nematoda, Chromadorea, Rhabditida, Trichostrongylidae.
AUGGAGCCAACAGCAAGUUUGAUAGAGAGGGUAGUUCAAUUUUUUCAGUUACGAAUCAAAUUUGAAAAGAAUGGUUGCUCGCGAUCAGUGGUAAAUAAGAAAAUGGCGUUACGACAUAUGAUCGCAGUGAAUCACGAAGAUUCCUUGGAAGGAUCGAGGGAACAAGUUGGAGCAAGUCAGCGUUCAUCGUCCGACAUCCCCAGAGUCCCGCCUCACGCCCCUUCAUCGCCAAAAAGCAUGCGUUCCGACAGCACCCUCAGCGUCGAUUCGGGCCAAUGUUCAGGUGAUGUGGCACUCACUUCUCAGCACUCAUUCUCUUCGUCCAGAGAAGAACGAGAGGAAAAAGAACAAAUAGAAGAGACUUCCUCGAUUUUUCACGUCUACCAACAGCGAUGUCUGCCCGGAUAUGCCCGAAUAGCA